Molecule: messenger RNA, 898 nt
Organism: Ruditapes philippinarum (Manila clam)
Lineage: Eukaryota; Metazoa; Mollusca; Bivalvia; Venerida; Veneridae
Exons: 2
Coding region: 242-889 (215 amino acids)
Source: RefSeq, a predicted model, not a curated record
UCUGGUGUCUUUUUAUAAAUUGACAAAACUGUUGAUACAAUUUGUGGAUUUUUGAACGAACAUUUAAAACAAUAGUUACUUUCUUAAGACCAAUAACACAGCAAAAUAUAUUAAGGGUAAUCUCUUUAUCACAAAAUCUCUACUGAAUUUGUAUUAUUAAAGCAAUUGAUGUUAUACUUCAUACGGUGUUAAUUAGACAGGAAUUUAUACAUGUGAAGCAAAACAAAUCAGUUUAAGAGUAAUGAUGAAUUUAAAAGCCGUAUUAGAAAUUUUAGUAGUAAUGCUAGCUGCAGGGACAUCUUUUGAUAUUAACAUAUAUCGCAAGGAUGAAACAUUGCUUGAUGUGCUGUGUCCAAAAGAAGCCAGUUUAGAGUUUGGAUCAUCAAGGACAGUACAAGAAUGUGCAAACAAAUGUCAUCUCGUUACAAAUUGUGGAGGUUUCUUCUAUAGCAAGCAACAGAAAUACUGUAAAGGUGUACUUGGAAUUCUAUCUUCUAACGUCACAUGCAAUACUACGAUGGGGUUUGCUUAUUACAAGAAAACUGAAUGUGUCAACUACGGAUCAACAUAUAACAAGUACGCAAACAAAGCGCUUCAGGAUACUUCUCCGAUAUUGGAACAAACGACGAUCAAAACCUGUAAAACAUCUUGCUCUUACAAGAUAAGUUGUCGAGGCUUCAACUAUUAUAACGAUAGAAAACUUUGUCAGAUAGUGGAAAUUACUCCUUUGUCACAUCCAGAUGCAUAUCUGAACUUCCCGCUUAUAGACUAUUAUCAAAGAAAUUGUGUGGGGGAUAAAAAGAAGAAUGAAUCAAAAUUGAUAAACUGUAGUAGUGUUUUAUUUGUUAUUGUGUGUUCUACUCAAUUGUUUCGUCUUUGUAACGAUUAAAUCACAAAU